Molecule: messenger RNA, 3150 nt
Organism: Serendipita indica DSM 11827
Lineage: Eukaryota; Fungi; Basidiomycota; Agaricomycetes; Sebacinales; Serendipitaceae
Source: the annotation of a GenBank genome assembly
AUGCCGCACUCUACGCAUAAACCCAAGAUCCUCGACACAGAGGCCCAGGCGAAUCUUCCCAAGUUGCCUGUCCCAGAGCUCGAGGAGACGUGUCGGCGAUACCUCGCAGCGCUCCAGGAGCUCCAGGAUGAAGACGAGCAUGAAGCGACCAAGAAGGCGGUCGAUGACUUUCUUCAUGGCGAUGGACCAAGGAUUCAGGCCAAGCUCAAGGAAUGGGCCGCCUCCCAGGACAGCUAUAUUGAAGAGUUUUGGUACGAGUCGUAUCUCUCGCAUUCGGAUCCUGUAGUCUUGGCGUUGAACCCGUUUUUUGUCCUCGAAGAUGACCCAACACCGUCCCGUGGCACACAACUCCCCCGUGCAGCGUCACUCAUUGUUUCAUCACUCGGCUUUGUUCAUGAUCUCCGCGAGGGGCUGCUCAGCCCAGAUACCGUUCGUGGAAAGGCGCUCGAUAUGGACCAAUACACGCGUCUCUUUGGAACGGCGCGUGUACCAACGAACCGAGGAUGCCGCAUGGACGUCGACGAAGGCUCGCGGCAUAUUGUCGUCAUUCGCCGUGGUCAAUUCUACCACUUUGACGUGCUUGAUUCGGCCAAUCGACCAGUGCUCACAGAACGAGAGAUCCUACGCAAUCUCGAGGCAAUCUGCUCAGAUGCCGAGACUGUACCACUGAACGAGGUUGCCAGUUCGAGUAUGGGCGUGCUCACGACGGAGAACCGCAAAGUAUGGAACCGACUACGCAACGUCCUGAUCUCAGACGAGGCCAAUCGAGAAUGUCUCCAGGUCGUGGAUGACGCGCUGUUUGUUGUAUGCUUGGACGACGUUGCACCGGACAAUGUGGCAGAGCUAUGCAGCAAUUUCCUCUGCGGGACAUAUCAGCUCAACGGGGGUGUCCAGGUCGGCACUUGCACCAACCGGUGGUACGACAAGCUCCAAAUUAUUGUCUGUGCAAACGGGACAGCUGGUAUCAACUUUGAACAUACGGGUGUCGACGGUCAUACCGUUCUACGCUUUGCAGCAGACGUAUUCACCGAGGGGUUAAUGCUCAUGGCACGCUCGAUCAAUCCCGCAGCACCGACACUCUUUCACGCCAAACUGAGUCCGCACGCUAAGAGUUACAAGCCAUCCAAGGGCGCAAAGAAGGAGGAUAUCAUUCAUGGCCCGAAAGAGCAUAUCGACACGACGCCCAAGAAGCUCGAGUGGCAUCUGGUUCCGGAGCUUCGUGCGGGUAUCCGAUUUGCGGAACGCAGAAUCUCGGACCUGAUUUGUCAAAAUGACUGUCAGGAGUUGGAAUUCAAAGGCUAUGGCAAAGAUUUCAUUACCCGCCAUGGGUUCAGUCCAGAUGCAUUCGUCCAGAUGGCGUUCCAGGCUGCAUACUAUGGGCUGUAUGGGCGAACUGAAUGCACGUAUGAACCAGCCAUGACCAAGGCCUUUUUACACGGACGCACCGAGGCCAUUCGCACAGUUCAACCCACAAGUGUCACAUUUACAAAGACGUUCUUCUCCGAGUCGAGUAUUGAGCAAAAGAUCGACACGCUCCGCAAGGCUUGUGCUGCCCACGUGAAGCUAACACGCGAGUGUAGCGCUGGAUAUGGACAGGACAGGCAUCUUUACGCCCUAUACUGCCUCUUGCAGCGCGAAAUCAAUGAGUCGUCUCGAAGCCCAUCACCGAGCACCCAAAGUCCGAAGAUCAAUGGCAAGACAAAGAUUACUGCAGGCGGAGAGGGGUAUACAAAUGGAGAUACCACAGCCAAUGCAAACAACGAGGUCAAUGUCGAACCAACCGCGUCUGGACACGCGACGGCAUUGCCUGCCAUCUUUACGGACCAUGGAUGGAGUAUCCUUAACACGUCGAUUAUCUCGACGUCGAAUUGUGGCAAUCCCGCUCUGAGGUUGUUUGGAUUCGGGCCGGUCGCGGCUGACGGGUAUGGUAUUGGAUAUAUUAUCAAAGAUGAUGGUAUUUCAAUCUGUGCGUCGUCCAAGCACCUUCAGACACGCCGAUUCUUGGACACCAUGAAGCAGUAUUUGCUUGAUGUGCAAAGGAUGAUUAUUCAGCUUCAUCGACAGGCAAAUGAGCGACCUAAGCCACUCGAGCCACAGAAGCAGCACGGACGUACGCAGAGCAGACCCACCAAUUCUAUUCCCAACGGGCUGAAACCUGUGGAUGGUAUGGAGAAGAAGAUUGUGGUGAAGCGUGCAGGUAGCCACGUCCGUCUUGCCAAUUUGGAGACCAACGAGGAAGAGGAUGUAGACGUUGACCUAUUGACCUCUGGGUACUCAUUCUUCGAUUCAGGAGACGUCGAAGUGUUCCAGCCGCAGCGGCGCCGUCCAACUGCUGAACAGCUUGCUCGUCAAACAAAUGGGCGAGCGCAUAUUGUCCUUCUCGGGCGAAAUGAACAAGCCGCACAAAAGAUCAUCGACGGGUUCCCCAAAACCGACGCGUCAACGCCAGAAGACCAAGCGUCCAAGUACUCGUUCGUCAAGGUGGAUGCCACUUCCAUGUCCUCUGUGCGCGACGCCGCCGCGACGCUUUCCAAGGAAUUGGACAAGGUCAAUUUUAUCGUAGCCACGACGGGCUUCCUGAGUAUGAAGGGAAGGGAUGAGACGAGCGAAGGCAUAGAUAAGAAGCUCGCAUGCAACUUCUACGCGCGCUUCCGCUUUGUCCAUGAUUUACUCCCGCUUGUGCAAAAGGCUGCAGAGGGUGGAGAAACUACGGGUGUGAUGAGUGUAUUAUCUGCUGGACGAGGUGGACCAGUCGAGCUUGAUAACCUUGGGCUCGUCAGGGGUUAUAGCCUGGCUCGGGGAGAGACGCAUGCCGUCACAUACAAUGAUGCCGCCAUCGAGGAAUUCGCCGCAAGAUACCCGCAAAUCCGAUUCUAUCACUCGUUUCCGGGAGUCGUCACCACACCUGGUGCUAAAGCAUUCCCUGGAGCAUCUCUCAUCCUUCCUGCGAUCAAGUUCAUGACAUUUUCACCCCAGGAAUGCGCCCAGAUUAUGUGGUGGAGAUUGUGGAGCAACGAAUAUCCAUGGACAAGCGGUGCUCAUCAAAUCAACCAUCGCGGAUUAGAAGUCACGCAUAACCCAUACGUGACAGAGCAGACUCAAAAGGCCAUUUGGGAGCAUGCGAUCCAAAUGACAAGUCCAUAUGCAUAG